Drosophila subpulchrella is the source of this 952-nucleotide messenger RNA. RefSeq lists its product as uncharacterized. The transcript is spliced from 2 exons. NCBI's taxonomy places the organism in Eukaryota, Metazoa, Arthropoda, Insecta, Diptera, Drosophilidae. Bases 292 to 717 code for a protein of 141 amino acids. The record is from RefSeq and is a predicted model, not a curated record.
CUCUGCAAAAAUGUCGCCACAGCUCGGUUGUGAAAAAAAUGCAAGUGAAUUUAGCGAAUUGUUAAAUUGUUAAACAAAAGGUGCAAUCAAAGAGUUAAACUGCCCGAAAUAAGUGCAUAGUGUUGGUGGAAUCCCGGCUGUGAACGAAAAGCCCGCCUCCCAAAGAAAGGCGCUUGAGUGUCUUGUGAUGAAGAUGAAAAGAAAACCAACGACGCCUCCUCAAAUUUCAGUAAAAGUAUUGCAAAUAUUGUGUACAAUUGUUAAAAAAUGUGAAAUUGCAAUGCGAAUGCAAUGUUAAUAAAGUAUAGAAACUAUGGCGGCGCAGGCAUAUAUUAUUUGGCGGAUCAUCUUGGGCUGUCCAGUUGUCAGAGCCUCCUAAUCAAUACCCGUUCCUCCCACUCCAAAUUGUGUCUUGCAGACGAACUGGAGGAUGACUUCAAGGUGCACCUACCGCUGCUGGUGUCCAGGAAGAGGAAGACGCUGGCCAGCCACCGCAAGCAGAACUUCGACCACCUGGAGGUGAGCUUCACCAGGAGCAAUCGGGGCAACAACCUGCUGACCAUCGACGGGAAGCCCUUCACCCUCAACCGCCGGAUCAAGGACGUCUGCUACUGGGAGUGCGUCAAGCUGCGCUGCAAGUACAUCAAGUGCUCCGCCCGCGUGGUGACCAAGUCCAAUCGGAUCUCGGCUCUUCGCGGGCUCCACAACCAUCCAUAAGUUACGAACUACCUGUGCCAUCUCAUUAGUCCAAUAAAGGUGUUUCCGUUGAGCAAAAAGCCAUCUUCCGCCUCUCCUGCCUUUGUAGUUUCUCCUGCUAUCAACUGGUGGCCAAUCGCCGUGGCGGUAAGAACCUGAUCUUCCAGGGGCACAUGUACUCCGUGGAGCGCAAGUACCGGAACAGCAUCAACUGGGUCUGCUCCAAGAACAGCAACAGUGCGCUCCGCUGCCCGGC